CUGGCUGGCUCCAGGAAGGGUGGGUAAACUGGCAAUUAAACUGGCCAAAGAAUGUGUGUACAGGGCAGAUGUGGUGGUGCAGGAAAAGCUAAGCCAGGAAGGCCUUCACCACAUCCGUUACACACUGCGCCGCCAUCUCCCCGACAUCUUGGAAAUUGAGUUCAAGAACAGUUCCUGGAAGCCAGCCCACUGUGCAAUGCAGAGGGCUUGUGGACG
Messenger RNA from Geodia barretti, 216 nucleotides. NCBI's taxonomy places the organism in Eukaryota, Metazoa, Porifera, Demospongiae, Tetractinellida, Geodiidae. The record is from the annotation of a GenBank genome assembly.